Messenger RNA from Cinara cedri, 12613 nucleotides. The record is from the annotation of a GenBank genome assembly. Lineage: Eukaryota; Metazoa; Arthropoda; Insecta; Hemiptera; Aphididae.
CGUUUUGAAAAAUGACCGCGUCUAGAUAAUGUAGGUAUAAGUUUUAUCUCAAAAAUUUCAAUUCUCUGCGAAUAUUUUUAACUGAAUGACAAUUCACAACAACAAAAAAAAAAAAAAAAAAAAAUUAAAAAUAGUAAACAUUUUGUAAAUGUUACCGUUUUUUUUUUCAAUUCUUGAAUAAUUCGGAAAAUAAAAAAAUGACUUCUCUAAAGUAUCACCCCAGUGUCGAGUGGGCACAUCAACGAGUACAAAGUGCGCGUACCACCGCCGGGUGUCCAUUGUACACAAAUGUAAUCGAAUUCAAUAUUAUUCUGUCGGGUUUCUUUCGUCCGUGCCGGCAUCGAAUUUUCAAUUAAGAGGACGUUUAUACCCGCAUCUACUGUCCCAGUCCAACUACCGGGUGACAUGUGAAAACAGUGCUUGCGCAGAAUAAGUAAAACUAUCUUAGUUUUGAUUUUAGAGUAAACGUACCGAUUAUGAAAUUUAUAGAGAACAAUAUUUCGGAGGCAAUGGGCAUAGGUGUUUAUUGAAUUGUGACCUAUUGGAAAAAAAAAAAAAAAAGGUUUUCGUAUCUAUUAUAUCGGUCUGCCUAUUUCGUAUAUUGCAAAAACCCUACGACGUUCCCCCCAGAGUAAUGUUCUCCACACAUUCCAUAAUAGGUUAGGUUGGGUGUAUUUACUCUAAAAUCAAAAUUUAGCAAGUUUUGCUUAUUCUGCGUAAACAUAGGUUUUGUGCGUUUUCCGGUAGUCGGACGGAGACAACAGCUGCGGGUCGUAAUACGCUUGUUGUCGCGAUUCUGGCGGCGGCGGCGGCGGCGCGGGGUUAUCUCGUUUAUUCGUCGCGUUUAUCGUCCGAACGGCUGCGGCGGCGGCGGGACACUACGAGUUGCACCAGUGUCACGGUCCCGGCACACAAUAACACUGCAAACGCGUUGGCAUUGCGUGGAAGGGGAUGGAUUGGCCGAAAAUUCGAAAUAGGCGCGUGGCACCGUACCUACGACUCACAGACGGCGACAGUAGGCUCCCGGGCCGAGCGUCGUUCGCGUAUGCCGUGCCGCUCGUUCCGCGUCCGAUUGCUAAUGGCGAUUUAAAAUAUUAUUACUGACCGUCCGCUCGCCGGCUCAUAACCGCCGCGCAAUACCAUGGCGCGCGCGAUAUGCCACCGGUCGGUGGAACUCGUGACGUUCUUGUUCUCCGCGUCGCUGUCCAUGUCGAGUUUCGCGCAGAACAACCUGCUACUGCGGAAGGAAUGCAAUUCGUCGGUGCCGUUCGGAGAGUGUACGGAUGGCGAGGCGAACGCCCAGCACGCCGUGUCCGUCAUCUACUCGUGGAAAGCCACCAUCCAGUACGCCAUUCCGGUCGUGAUGAUCGUGCUGGCAGGUGAGUCGCGCGCUCGCCGCGUUCCCCGGGCCCACUGACCGGCCGCCUAACCCGGCCGCGGUUGUACACCGCCGCCGUUGCCGUCGGACCGCCGUUUUACGUUCGGUCUGGCGCGCGAUAACUGGUCGAACCCUACGACCCGUGACCGGCGACAGUGGGGAGAUUGGAAUCGCACAUCCGAUCGAACCGCUAUUGCGCAAUUACGGCCAUUACUUAUUAAUACGCGUCAAUUGCAUAAUACGGAGUUAAUGCGCUAUUUAAUAUGACAUAAUAUUUUGUGUGCGCAAACUUGCACAUGUAUUGUAGAAUGUUGAAAUAACGAUUUUGUCACACAACUCUUACCGCGGUAUCGGGAAAUAUUACAAGUUAAACACCGGUACUUACCAGCGCUACAUGCAGAAGUUUGUAUAGACCCGGGAAAAUUGUGAUGUUAAUGAUUAAUUUAAUACACGUCAAUAUCAUUUUUGGCAAUGCGAUUUUCCAUUAUUCACAUUUCGGUAUUAAAAUUUCUUCUAAAAGCAAAAACAAAUACAAUAUGGGUAGUAUACGUUUUUAAGACCGAAAAUUAAAAAAAAAUUUGUAUUAUAUAUUUUAACGAAAUUUCGAAACAUUGCCCAUCUAGUGAAUCAACUAGAGACCACAGUGAUACAAGAAAAGCUCUAUUAUUUUUAUUCUUCUUACGGUAAGUCUUUUAGUCGAAAAUUAACUUUGCAAGAAAAAAAACCAAAACGGGUAAAUAGGAUGAACUGUUGAAAAUGUCUAAAAGUGUCAUAAAGUACCUGCCACUUAACAGAAAUUCUAAAUUUAUUUAGGUACUGUGUAAAAUAAUUAGGGCAUUAGUUUAAUCAAAAAAACGGAUUCGAAGAAAAAAGAAAAAAGAAUUUUUAAUAACAUUUAUUUAACGUUUACUUUUUAAAAAUAUUUCAAAUAAAGUACGACCAAGCGGAAAUAUAUAUUUAUUGACACUGCAUGACAAAAAUCAAACCACGUUUUAUAACUAGAAAAUAAAAACAAAUCUUUGAAUAACUAAUAGCUGUUUCGUUAUUACACAGAACAGAAUAUAAAAUUAAUGAUUUUUCACUAUAUAACAAAAGACUUUACUUCAUACUGUUCAAUAAAUGCUAAACACUAAUCAUAUUUUAACUUCAUAAAUUCGUCAGUAGAACCCGAAUUUUUUAAACGUUUUUUUUGAAAUUUAAUUUUCAAACCCGAAAUAAUACUGUCAAGUAUGUAUUUAUUUUUAUCGAUUAAAAUAAGACUUAGAAAGUUAGAUAAUUAUAUCUUUAAAAAAAAAAGGCAAAGAGAAUUUUUUUCUUGCAUGAAAAGCUGUAAAAAUUUUUGAAUAGGCUUGAAUAGAUUUUGGGGAGCUAUAACCUCUUUAGCCAUCCACGUCCAUGGUUGUAACUAUACCUACACAACAUUUGUUAACAUAAUUUAUUGUAUAAAUAUUUAAAUAUGAUUGAAAAUUAAAAAUUAAAGUUUCUUCAAUAUUAUAUUAACAUUUCAAAAUAAUACAAAUUGUUUUUAUUAAAAAAUAAUAUAUAAUAAUAAUUAUAAAACCUUGGCUUUAACAAUAUUUAGUUUUAAAUGAAAAUUACUUGUUUAUUUAUAGUUAAAAUGUAUCAAUAGAAAUAUUUAGUUAAUAUUAAUAUUUUCAUAUUUAUUAAAAAUGUUUAAUUCAAAUUGAAUUUAAAGAUUUUUCUAAUUUGAAAAAGUACAUUUUAUUGCAAAUAAAAGUUCAAAGUUUUUUAAGCAUUAGAAAUUAAUGUGUACAAAGUAUCAAUAACUAUAUUUAUUAAAAUAUGCAAUUACAAAUAUUUAUUUAAUAUUAAAAUGUAACAACUUUGAGUAUUUUCUUUAUUUGCUCCACUGACUUUUUCGUAAUUUUAUUAUUAUAUAUAUAUAUAUUAAUUAUAUAAUUAUGUAUUAUAUAUAAGCACGGAAUUUUUCAUUUAAAUAUACGUGCAAUGUAAUCACAACAUGUAAAAAUAAAACCCAAAUUAAACCAUUGAUACCGAAAAAUUAUUCGGAUCGAAGUUUUGUUAUACAUAAUGUAUUGAAAAAAAUGUAUAAUACAAUUUUUAUACAAAAAAAAAAUACUAUAUUUAAUUCAAUAAUUUCAUGUCAACCACUAAGUACAACUUAAUUAUUAUGAUGAACAUUUUGUUAAAUUUUCGAGCAUUUAUGUUUAGUCUAUCAAUUUUAUUCACCGAGUACCCAUACAUAGCAAAUAAAACUACGUAAAAACUCCCAAAAUUAAAAUGUCCAUUAAUAGUGAAAAAAUGACUCAAAUGUUUUGAAAAUUGCUAAAAUUGAGAGCUAGUAAAGUUUUCUGUCAAAAUGUGUUAUUAUUACAUCUUUAAAUUUCGUUAUGCAGGUAUUUUUUAUAGGAUAGUAUGUUCACUGUUCUGUUAGUGUUAUGCACGCUGUACGCGUCUUAUUUUUCGCGACUCCCGGACGUACGGUUUUCGUUUUCGAAAAUAUUUUCCGAAAACGUGUUUCGCGGUCGUUGUCCGACGCUCCGUUAUCAUUCGUUAUCGUUCCGCUCUUUACGCGUUGGACCGGGCGGCCGUUGUCCGACGCUCCGUCGUUCGCCGUGGAGGAGCGCCCGUUUUAUUUCGCCGUAGUGCGAUACCGCUUUUUUUCGGUCGUUUACGCGUAAAAAUCGAAUAUUUGUCCGGUUGAUACGUCACUUAUACACCCGUGAAACGGUUGCUUUCUUCAACAAUUGGCUGUGGACGUCUCGAGUUGCGAAGGGUUCCCGGUUCGAUUCAAGGCGGCGGCGCGGCCUCUAUGCACUCUGUAUGGUAACGCGGCCACCCGCGCUGUCAGAUUUUUGCGUUUUUUUUUCGCGGAUUUUCGUUCGUUUUUUUUCAUAGUUUUGUUCGUGAUUAUAUUAAUUAUUGUUAUGGUUAUUUAUAUUUGGCGUUUUUCAGAUUCUGGGUGAAACGAACAAUGUAUCGGUUUUACAAUUGUGUUUAUUAUUAUUAUUAUUAUUAUUUUUUUUUUUAUGUGAACACUCUUUCUACCAGAAAGUUUAAUCCGAUUAUCAAGUAUAACACUUGUUCUGAAAGCACAUGUUCUCUGGGUGGUAUUCCAAAGAGAUCACUUUUUGAAAUUCUCAUUAAUAUUCGAGAUAUUGAGAAAAACUCGGUUCUUUAGGUUGAAAAUGAUUGAAAGACUAAAAAUAAGGUUAUCAUUGGCAACCGUUUUUAUUUUUUUUUUUUGUUAUUAUUAAUUUUUAUUAUUUUAAUAUUUUUUAAACAAUCACUGUUGUCAUGGAAAAGCAAUAUUAUAUACCGAGCUAUAUUAAAAUAAUAUAAAUUUCGAUUUAAAUACAUCCUUUAACUAUUAAUUUGUAUAUUAUAUUUCUUUAUUCUAUACUCAAGCAUCACUAUCAACUGAACUCCACUCAGAAUCGUUUUUUCGUUCGCAAUGGUUUAUCGUUGAUUAUAGAUAUACAUUAAAUUCCUGUCUGUUCCCUACCUUCCUAACUUACCACUUAAAAAAGUGGCUACUUCCACAUACGAAAGUACAAUAAUAGUAAUAGUGUAGUAGAGUACUUUAAAAUCAACUUUUAAACGCCGAAUUUGGUAGAUUAGCUGUUGUUUGCAAUAUUUCAUUGGUCUAUAAUUGUUACCAUACAAACAAAAUUAUAAGUAGCAAUUAAAAUAUCAAGUACAGCACAAUCUGCAUUUAGGCUAUAUCUAUAUAGAACCGCAUAAUAUGCGUUUGUGUCGCGGUUUAUAAACAAUUAUAAUAUGGGGUGCAGUUCUUAUUAAGUAUUAAAGUAAACAUAUUUUGUUUUUAAAAUAUUAUUACAAUUAUUAUUUGAUAAUGAAAAUAUACAUCACCUUAUUGAGAAUCUAUACUAAUAAGCCUUAUGCGCAAAAAAGAAAAAAUGUGUAAACAAAUUAUGAAGCUUGCUGUAUGGAUAAUAUUCUCGUCUAUUUAUUGUGCAAAUAUAAUAUUGAACACGUACAAUUAUUAUGUUAACUCUUUGGUAGGUACUUGUCAUUUGCUUUUCACUAGUAAAAGAAUUGGCGUGAUACUCUUGUCCAUUAUUUUUGCGGGCGUCCGCUAUAAACAAUGUAAUCAGUAACGUAAUAUGUAUGGACGGCAUUCGUGUAUAACGGAUAUAUAUAUUUUUUUAAUAAUUACUAAAGGAGAUUAUUUCUGAAUACGUUAUGGAAUUUGUUUUUCAAAUACGUUCCUUUUAUAUAUAAAUUACUAUAUACAAAUAGAUAGAUAGACACACAAAAUUAGGCGCAUUACCCAGGCACCAGUAAUUUUAAAAUCAUACAUUUUAACCAUGAAGUAUUAUGUACUUUAUUUUGUACAAUUUUGUACAACCAAAAUUAAAUUGUGUACGAACAUCCAAAAUCUUCAAAAUUCACUAAUUCCCGUAAUAUUGCGAGAAUUUUCUCGCAUUCUUGAAAGAAUCGUUUUUUCGUUCGCAAUGGUUUAUCGUUAAUUACAGAUAUACAUUAGAUUCCCGUCUGUUCCCUACCUUCCUAACUUACUACCUAAAAAAGUGGCUUCACUCACAUGUGAAUUAAAUCUGUCCUUUCUUUAUUGUUAAUUUUAACAUUAGGAUGGAUGCCUUUAAUCAAACCUGAAGGUAAGAGCUUUGUCUAAUUCAAGUGAAUUACGAAUAUGUGAAAUAUAACAAUUUAAAAAUAAUCUUAUCUCGCUUAAAAAUUAAAAUAUCGACAAUAAACCACAAUACAAAAACGGACAAUGUUCCUACCUUUAGGUUUUAUAAUAGGCAAAUACACUCUUAUGUUUACAAUAAAAGCACCAAAUUAUCGAAAAGUAUAAAUAUAACGCUAUUUCAUAAUGGGCAAUUUCAUCGAUGGGGCAAAUAUUAUAAUAUAAUUAUCCUAACAAAUAUGAUAAAUGUGAAAGUAAGUCUGACUGUAAGGCACGUCUAAACCACUGAACCAAUUUUGAUAAAUUUUAGUAUGGAGAUAGAUGGGACCUAGGAGAAAAAUAUAGGCUAUUUUUUUGUCACGAAAAUAAAAAUUGAAAGGGAUGAAAGGUUAUUAGGUAUUUUCGGGACGAAAAUUUAAUAAUUUUUGUCUAAUUAUGGAUUCUUAUUUUUUUAUGAAUUAUGAAUUGAGGAGAUGAGUGCAAUAGUGGCUUAUUCCAUUAAAUGGUUAAUGUGAGUAAUACAACUUUUUAAUUUUUAAUUUCUUUGAAAAUGUUAUCAAAUAUCAAAUUGAAUAUUAAUCAGUAUUAAAAAAAAAAUAAAUAUAACUCUUGUUUAUUAUUAAAUAUUUAUACAUUUAAGACUGAUGUAAUAUUAUUUUAAUCUUAUGAUAUGAAUAGUUUGGUUUUACAAAUAGAUAGGUUAUUUUUUAUUUUCCAUGUGGUUUUCAUAAUAAUAUUGGAAAAACGGGAAAAUUUACUAAAAUAAUGCUUUUAUUGUUUUAAAUUUUGUUUUUUUUUUAUGUAGUUUAAAAAUAUUCGUGGAGAUUUUAAAUUUUUACAGAAAACUUAUAUUUGCUUUCGGCAUUUAAACUUUCGGCAAUGGUGUGAGGUUUUCCGACACGUGCAAUAUUAUAACUCAAUAUAAAUGAAGCCUCCGUGUUUUUCUCAUUUUCGUCUUUUACAUAGGUAGUAAAAGAAGUCGCACUUUCAAUUGAAAUGUCUUUCUUCAUUCUAAAGAAAUCCGGACUUAUCCCUUUCAGAUUUGGAUGGUUAGAUUCCAAAUGUCGCUUUAGCUUCGCAGGAGCCAAAGAACUGUUACUGAGAACUUUCUCACAAACUACGCACCUCACAUCAGGAAACGUGUCAAUUCCAAUGGGAAUAAAUCCAAAAUAUAAAUAUUCUUCAUCAUAUCGUUUUUUUUUAAACUUUUGAACAAUUGAUUUGAGUGUAUUCCUUAGUUAGAGAUACUUCAUUUUCGAUAGUAGCUUUUUGGAGAGGAGCAGCUUCACAGUGAGAAGUCGAGUUUUCCAAUGGAACAGACGAAGUGUGACUUUUACAUGUGGAUGUUAAACCGGCCUUCUCUACUGAUAAUAAUCGCCCCGUUUAGAGCCAUGUGUCCAUUUCAGUAAAAAUUAUGAAGGGACCGGUACCAAAACUGCACCGACAAGNCAACUGCUCGCUAAUGACUACAGAGAAGAUAAACGAAUACCUAGUAUCAAAUAUAAUUAUAUGUAUGGAUCGACGACCAACAAUAUUAUUAUGGCAUUAUUAACGUGACGAGACCCAUCGGCCGACUGCUCGCUUAUGACUGCAGAUAAGAUAAAUUAAUACCUGGUAAUAUAAGCUAUAAAUAUAUAUGGAUCGACAACUUUCAAUAUUGUUAUGGAAUUAUUAACGUUAUAACGAAUAUUUUAUCAUAAGAUAAGGAAACGUCCUAACGAGAAGAGGAGCUAUUUGCCUAUUAUGUUCGAAUCAUAAUUCAAAUUAAAAAUAUUUUUAAAUAAUUUAUAUUUUCCAAAUUUUUUACGGAACCCUUGGCGCCGGCUCACGGAACCCUUAGGUCCCGCGGAACACCAGUUGGGAAGCACUGUAUUAUAUUAUACCUUUUAUAUUAUACCUAUUAUACCUACCCAAUUUCUUACCUUCAACAGGUGGCCCACCUAUCGUGAAAACUAUGUCCGUUUUAUUUUUAGAUAAAAUUAUUAUUAAUUCUAUGAUUUAAUGCGUUUUUUAAAUCAAUAUAAAAAGAAAAUUGAGUCGUUUUGGAAAAAAAUUUGAAUGUUUUUCACGAAUUAUGUUUUCCAUAAGGGACCACGAGGUUAAUGAAUAAUGAAUAAUGAAUAAAACCAAGAGAUAUUUUAUUACUAGAUGGCGUAAGUAUAUAUUGUUAUUAUUGUCAUUUCUAAUUUUUUGUGGUUUUUGUGCUUUUAGAAAAUUAUAUCUGAAACGGCGAUAUUGCCUAGUCCGCAUUAUCAUCAUAAUAAUACGAAUAUCACGUUAUCAUUUAAACUGUAUUUAUUAAAAAAAAAAAAAAAAAAAAUUAAUGUAAAAUUUAGUAAUAAAUACCUAAUAGGCUAAAAAUGAAUGUUAUAAAAUAUUGAUAUUUUUAAAGGAAAAAUAAAUAAUCCUACAAUUGCGAGUGUGUAAACUUCUUUGUUAUAAGAGUACGGACGUGUACAACCUCAACCCUCCCACCCCUCGAAAUUUUUUUUUUUGUCAACGCACCUGUUGGAGGCACGGUAAAAUUCACAUUUACCGGGCUGCAUUCAUCAGGCAGCCCGACUCGGUACGUACACACGUAUACAUUAAUUCGUUGCGUUUUUCAGGUCCGUGGAGCGACAGUCACGGCAGACGGCGCAGACCGUUGAUUUUCCUGCCGAUCAUCGGUCAAAUUAUAACGGACAGUCUGUGCUUAUUGAACGUUUAUUUUUGGACAUGGCCGCCAGAAAUGGCCGCAAUUUUCGAAGCCAUAACGCCCGGAUUGUUUGGCGCUCGGAACAUGUUCUGGGUGGGCGUGAUAUCGCACAUAUCGGACAAUUGUCCAAACGAAAUGCGGACGUUGAAGUAUGGCGUCAUAAACGCGGUCUACACCAUCAGCUCCCUGAUCGGAACGGGAUCGGCUGGGUUUGUAAACGUCCGUCUGGGAUUUUACGGUGCGUUUAUCAUACCGGCUUUGCUCAACGUAGCGGCCCUCGCUAUCGGUUUCUUCUUCAUCACCGACAGUUCGCAGCCAUAUGAUAAAAACAUCGUGUGGCUCAAGCCCAAACGUUUCUUCAAAAAUUACAUGAGUGUCUUCAAAAGAGAUUCGAAAUACUAUGCCGUCACGUUGGUGACGUUGCUGUUGUGCCAGUCCGUAUUGGUGGGUAGAAUCGCAGGUUAGUUUAUCUCAUCAUAACAAUACGAAUGAUCUAUAAGUGGUUACCGGCAGGUUUUUUUUUUUUUUUUAAGAAAAAUAUUUAAUUUUGUUUUAUUCGAUUUUGAUUUAUUGAAGUUUCAACUUACACUACUAAACGUUUUAAUACAUCUACAAAACGAAAAAAAAAAAAAAAAAUAAUAAUAAAUGUCAGUAGGGAUAGUAUAGCUAUCUAUUAUUAUUAUAAUCUCUUCUCAUUUUUAUUGAAAAAUAAUAUAAACUUUUAAUUUCAAAACUGUAAUCCUCUCUUUUAUUUUAGUAUAAAAGUUUUUCUAAAUAAAUAUUGUUUUUUUUUUUUUUAUCAAAAUAUCGAAUAUGAAAAGUUGGUUUAAAGUUUUCAAAAGAACUGAUUGAUUUGAGAGGGAGAAAUAUGAUCGCCCUCCGCGAAAAUAUAGAUAGAAAUAUUUUUGUUUAUACAACUUCAAUUAAUAUUAUUGCUAUACUAAUAGAUAUUAAUAAACUAUAUGUUCAAUAUAUAUACAUAUAUUAUAUAAUUUAUUACCUAUUUAUAACGUUCAAUCGUAUACACGUUGUUUUUCGGGAAAAAAAAAAUAAAUAUUGCACAAAAUAUAAGGUUAAGCGAAUUUAAAAUUUAAAAUCAUUGUCGUCGUUCAAAAGGGUUUUAUUUUUUUCUGAAUAAACGAGAAAAAGAGAUAUCAUCACGUAAUAUUUUAGAUCAAAACAUUUUGUAAAUUACGAUGGAACGCCGUCAUUAAAAGCUUUGUAAAAUACAAUUAUUAAUAAUUAUCGAAUAACGGACGUUUUGUGUUAAAAAAAAAAAAACUACCUAGUGCAAUAUUUCAUCACGAUAAAAUAUUAGUUUUACCUUUCUUGUAAUUUAAUUUUCACUCAUCACUGAAAACGUGUAUAAUUUGUAAUCUUUGUGUAGCUUUCAUCUUUGUUUUUUAUGUAUAUUUUAUAGUACAUUAUAUUUAAGUUGGUCGUUUUAUACUUGUACACUCGGUCGGCAUUUAAAUGUCUUUAUUUUUCAGGCGAGUAUGGCGUUACGUAUCUGUUUAUGAGGUACAAAUUCAAAUGGUACGAAGUGAAAUACAGUUAUUUCGCCGCUUUCAAAUUGGUGAUGAUAUUUUUUGGUAAUUUUUUUUCUUAUAAAUAAUUAGUUGUCUAAUGCAAGUGGUAGGAAGCCACUUUUCCCACUAUGUUUUUCCCAAAUUUUCCAUUGCCAACGCCUGUUUUUUCAAACGUUCUUCGGCUCAAUAACUUUAUUUCCAAGAGUUUUUUUUCUUGGAAAAAUUCCUUUUUCCCAAUACUUAUCUUCACAAAAGCUCUUUUCCCCAAUGACAUUUUUUCCAAGUGGAAAGAGCUCCAUAAGUUCCGACACUCAAAAAAUAUUUCAUAAAUAAAUGCAAAUCGUUCUCGAUUAAACCAGAAAAUAUUAUUGUAUCAAUAAACUGUGUACAAUUUUGUAAUUCUGUGGUUUUUAAGUGCAGUAGGUCUCGAACCUUAAUUAAAAUAGUCAUAUGUAUAUAAUAUUUAUGUCUUAAAUUUCGGUAGUUAAGCAAUCGACUAAAUUGUAAAAUUACAAAAUUCACUACAGAAAUACAUUGUACGCGUUGUAUUUUAAUUAUUUUUAAUAUAUGCAUUUUUAACAAUCUGAUUUUAGGUACACUGUUUUCGGUCACCGUGUUGAGUUAUCAUUUGAAAAUUAACGAUGCGGCGAUAGGUUUUAUCGCUUGCAUGUUUGACAUUUUUGCCGCGAUUUGUUACGUUUUCGUCUCCGAGUCUUGGCAACUGUACAUCAGUAAAUAUAAAAUAUAUUAUAAUAUAGUCCGAUUGUUAUCUACGCAUUUUAAGAUUUUUUUAUAUUAAAAUAUUCUAAAAUAUUUGAAUAUUAUUGAAUUUUAGUUCCAUUGGUCGACUUUUUCCACGGAACUGCUCUAGCGAUUUCCUCUUCGUUAACAUCUAAAAUCGUCAAAGUCGACGAACUUGGUAUGAAUUUAAAUGUUUACCUUUUCUUUUUAUAUUAGGCGUUUUGUAUAUAUUUUCAUGUUGUGCUAUAUUAUUUUCCCAUUAGGUCGACUCAAUUCCGUCCAAGGAGUAUUCACCACGUUACUUUCGAUUAUUAUUGUUUCGUUGUAUAACGCAACAUAUCAUUUUACCUUUGAACACAUAGCUGGCGCUGUGUUUUUGUUAAAUAUCGUUUUGACAUUGCCCGUGUUAAUAGUAUUUGUGUGAGUAACAUGUUUGAACUCUAAUUCAAAUUUUAAUAAAUAUAAUACAAAUAUGAUAAUUAAAAUGUGUUUAAAUAUUAUUAUUUUUUUUUUUAGGAUUAUUUAUUAUAAAUGUACACACCUGUGGACAAAAGAAAACGCAGUAUAAUUUUAAGGACUUUACUUACUUACAUUAUAAUAUAAAACAAUGGUGAAUUAAUACCGACUUAACAAUUUACGCAGAUUUUACAGGUAUAAUACUUUUUAAACUACUUUGCACUUGGUUAAAUAUUAAAUUAUUUUACACGAUGCCAUUGUACUGUUUUUCGCCCGCAGUUUGCAUCCAUUGUAUCAAUCGACUUCAACGGGAAUUAAUUUUCAAAGGAGCCGACAUCUUGUUUUUAUCUUUUGAUGAACCUUAAUAUUUAUUUAUUAUGGUAGCUUUUGUACUUAAACCUAUUGCUCAUUGUAUAUUUACUUUAAGGUAGAGUGUUUUUAUUGACCUUAUAUCGAGUUAAGUAACAACUAUAUGAAGAAUCUUAAAUGUCUGUAGGUAUAUGUCUAGAAUAUAUUCAGUAGUAUGAAAAAUAAUUUGUUGAAUAAUCCUUUUGAAAUAAUCGAAACUUAAAUGGGUAUUAUUAAUUAUAACAACAACAAUUAUUUUAAUAAUGCACUGCUUAAGUACAUGUUUUUAUCUUGGGUAUAUAAUAUAUUUGUCAAUAAAAAAAAAAAAAAAACCAAAAAAAAAACCGUUACCAUAUUUUUAAUUGUUCGAUUGUAUUGACACAUUAUUAUAAAUUAUUAUUAUACUAUAAAUAAUACAGAUUAAUGCGCGUAUCUAACUCAAUGAUUUUAUCGAUUAUAAUAAGUAUGAAACAGUUAGAUGUAAUGAUAGUUUUAUAAUGAAUAUUUUUUUUUACUCGUAAAAUUACUUUACAAUUUAAAUUUAAUUUUAGAGUUAUCAUAAAUAUAUUUUAUACUAUAGAAAACUAUGGGUAUUGCAUUGUACACAAACAUUUUUUAUUUCUUUCUAUGUAUUAUAUUAAAAAACAGUUGGAUUUAUUACCUAAUAUUGUUUAUUAUUAAGAAAUGUACAUAAAAAUAUACCUAUUAGUUAAUGAAUAGUUAAAAGUGAUAUUAGGAACUAUAUUUUAUAUUUUAUUAUAGCCACUAUAUAUGUAUAUGUUACCUGUUUAAAAUUGUAUGUUAUUAGUAUU